AUUUCCAAUUCUGGGUUUGGUUUAUUCGCUGGCGACAGCCUGUUUCCAACAAAGCUCUCCUACCACACUACCCCCACACCCCCCUCUAUCUUCUCCCCCAUUUUCCCUCACUCUUCUCUUCCAUCAAUCCUCUCUCUCUCUCUCUCUUUUUUUUCUUCUGUACUUAGGGUUUUUUUCUUCUUCUCCCGAUUCUCACUGGAUACAAGAAGAUUCAGAAUUUGCGCUUUUCAGAUCAAGAUUCUCCGUCUGGGAAAUCACGUUGAACAUAGAUAGAGUUCAUUGUUGAAGAAGUUUGAAAAAAGGAGGGUGGAAUUGGUGUUUUUGGUGUGCGGUGUGGUUGGUGAUCAGAUCUCGAGACUGUUGAUAUAUGGUAGUUUUGAGGUUGAGAGAUUGAGAGGAGUUAAAUCUGUGAUUUCGAGGUGGUGGUGGAGGGAGGAGUGAGGGUUUCAGGUCUCCAUGCUGUCAGAGAGCAUGCGUGCAAUUUGUGGUUUGGGUAAUGCCCUAUUCGAGAUUUGCUGUUGAUGCACUAGGUGUAAUUACUAUUAUACUUGUUUCAAUUUUGGUACUUGCUGGCUUGUAUUGUAUACUGUACUUGAUAUACUUUCAUACGAAGAUUCGCGGGCAAGGUUACAAUCAGCUUGGUUAUUUUCAUGGUCCUUGGAUUAUCCGGAUUGUAUUUAUAUUGUUUGCAAUUUGGUGGGGAUUUGGAGAGGUUGUUCGGCUUAACUUGAUUAGAGGGGAAGGAAGAUUGUUGAAUGCUUUUGGUUUCAGAUGGCAGGAAACUGUUUGCAAGUGUUACAUUGUUUCGAGCUUAGGUUUUGCAGAACCUUGCCUGUACCUAACCGUUGUGUUUCUCCUUCGCGCUUCCUUACAGAAGUCGGGAACUUUAAGCCAGAAAUGGAAUGGCAAAACAGUCGGAUACAUACUUCUUUUUUGCCUCCCAGUUUUUGUUCUACAGCUCGUGCUUAUUUUGGCUGGACCACAACUUAAGAAGAAUAGCUUGAAACACUUGCCAGAUUAUUUCACUAGUCCAGUCAAGCAAUUUGAAAAUGAUGUUGCCCUGUGCACUUACCCUUUGUUGAGUACUUUCUGCCUUGGUCUUUUUGCCAUCAUGCUAACUUCAUAUUUGUUCUGGCUUGGUGGAAGAAUCCUGCAUUUGGUUAUCAAUAGGAGUCUGCAAAAGAGAGUAUACAUGCUAGUGUUGUCAGUUUCAGCUUUCUUUCCUGUAAGGGUUCUAUUACUCGGUUUAACUGUUAGAACACUGCCAGAACAUUUACCUUUUCAAGCUCUUGCAUUUGUGGGUUUUGUUUCCUUCUUUUUUUGUAUUGGGAUGGGCAUGUUCAUGCUCAUUGUCAUGCCCAUGCGAGAUUGUUUAGCAUUGAAGAAGAGCUCAGAGAGGGAUAUAGAGGCUAGGAGAAGGUUAAGUGAUGAACAAAAUGAUACCGUUUCUCUAAUUGCUAACCAAAGUACCCUUGGAGGAAGUAUGGUGAGCAGUCCUGGGAGAAAUUCAGCUGCCUCAACCAAGAGAGGAUCCAUCUCCUUUCGAACAACGGACAAGGAUGCAACCUCAGGGGUGGCUUUUGUGGAACUAAGUGUAUUCUCUCCUAGUCAGCACUCAACACCUCCUGGUUCACCUCAACUUCUUGGCUGGCCUAUGCAUCCUCCACCCUCACAAGCUCAAGGUCCCUUAUAGUUUUCUUGGGCUGUAUCUUUCCUGUAUUCUCUUAUUACUUUCACGGUGGUGGAUAACUGAAGGGUCACUUUUUUGGGUUUUAAAUUGUUUGUGUUCAUUAUAUCUGAGUGAUUUUGAUGUUUGGUACAUUUUUGAUUAAUAACUAGGACUUGCAAACAAGAUUUGAGAGGUGAAAUCUAACGAAAUGGUGCUUGUAUAAAGUGUUCUUUCGUUUGUGUGUUCUUCCUAGUUGCUGAAUGUCAACCAAUAGUUUGUAGGUUGCA
Solanum tuberosum (potato) is the source of this 1956-nucleotide messenger RNA. RefSeq lists its product as uncharacterized. The transcript has 2 exons. The record is from RefSeq and is a predicted model, not a curated record. Bases 497 to 1693 code for a protein of 398 amino acids. NCBI's taxonomy places the organism in Eukaryota, Viridiplantae, Streptophyta, Magnoliopsida, Solanales, Solanaceae.